Messenger RNA from Toxotes jaculatrix (banded archerfish), 6134 nucleotides. It is a transcript of the gene st3gal2, whose product is annotated as ST3 beta-galactoside alpha-2,3-sialyltransferase 2. NCBI's taxonomy places the organism in Eukaryota, Metazoa, Chordata, Actinopteri, Toxotidae. Bases 1 to 1443 code for a protein of 480 amino acids. The record is from RefSeq and is a predicted model, not a curated record. Gene Ontology annotation, molecular function: beta-galactoside (CMP) alpha-2,3-sialyltransferase activity. The transcript has 8 exons.
AUGGCAGGACCUCAUCGCAGCUGUGGUGUGAGAGGGUCAGCCAACGAAAGUCCAGUGGUGCAGCAUGAUGUAGUGGAGAGUCAUAGUCAGGAGGUCGUCCCAAUCACGCUGACCAGGCCUUGGUGGUCGUUGCACAGAGGCGGAGGAGGUGGUGGGCUGGGGACAGUGGCAGGCCCAGGGGUGGGGGCAUGGCCAUGGGGGGGCCGCAUCCCGUCCUCCACCCUGCACCGGGACAGGCGCUGGGGCUGGGGGUCCUGGGGCGGGGGUCCGUCCAGGGGAGCUCCCCGACUCUCCGAGCUCAGGCCCUGGCUGAGCGGAGGGGUGGCUGGGGCAGCAGGAGGUGGAGGUAAUACCGGUGGAGGAGGCGGGGCGGAGAAAGCAGGCAGGGUGAGAUGUUCCCGCAGAAUCUGGGUUCUCCUCGCCUCGCUGAUUCUCGUCUUCCUCACCUCGCUCUUCUUUUCCGUCUCACUCCGCGGGGGCGUCAGCUUCAACUACCUGGAGCCGCCUGGGUGGGAGGAGUCGAGGCGAGUGAAGCUAGUGCCCAGCUAUGUGGGCGCACACCGCCUGUCACCACCUGACACCCCACAGCAGAAGACAUGUGCCUGCCCACGCUGUGUCGGAGACCCCGGCGUCUCUGAUUGGUUCGAUGAGAACUACGACCCUGAUAUCUCACCUGUUUGGACCAGAGACAACAUCCAGCUGCCCUCUGAUGUCUACUACUGGUGGGUGAUGUUACAGCCCCAGUUUAAACCCCACAGCAUCCAGCAGGUGCUGCUGAGGUUGUUCCAGGUCAUUCCCGGAAGGUCACCAUACGGCUCGUGGGAUCAGGGGCGCUGUCUGCGCUGCGCCGUGGUGGGGAAUUCCGGAAACCUCCGGGGGGCCGGAUAUGGGGCCACCAUUGAUGGACACAACUACAUCAUGAGGAUAAAUCUGGCCCCCACAGUGGGCUAUGAGGAAGACGCAGGCAGCCACACCACUCACCACUUCAUGUACCCGGAGAGCGCCAAAAACCUGGCUGCCAACGUCAGCUUUGUCCUGGUUCCCUUCAAAACACUGGAUCUUGUUUGGAUCACGAGUGCUCUGUCCACUGGCCAGAUUCGAUUUACCUACGCUCCAGUGAAGCAGUUCCUCCGUGUAGAUAAAGACAAGGUCCAGAUCUUUAACCCAGCAUUCUUUAAAUACAUCCACGACCGCUGGACCCGACAUCACGGGCGCUACCCGUCCACUGGCAUGCUCGUGCUUUUCUUUGCCCUUCACGUCUGUGAUGAGGUGAAUGUGUUUGGUUUCGGGGCGGACGGCCGAGGAAACUGGCACCACUACUGGGAGCAGAACCGCUACUCUGGAGAGUUCAGGAAGACCGGCGUCCACGAUGCAGACUACGAAGCCCAGAUCAUUCAGCGUCUGGCCAAGGCCGGCAAAAUCACUGUAUUCCCUGGGAAAUAACCAGCAAAUCACCCUCCAGAUAUCGAAGGUUUCACGUUAGAACUGCUUUGUCAACGGUCGCCAUGGAGGCUGCUUAGAAUGUGUUAGAUAUUCUCACUUUCACUUACCUGCACCCAGUUGAAAUAAACCAAAUACUGAAGGCAAGACGAAAUGGUCACAGAGGUGACUCAUCACACAAAGUGAACUGUUACCAAAAAGUUAAUCCUUUCACUCUCUCACCAGUCCUGUUUCUGAACCAGGAACAGGGAACAUGGAGGUCCAUAUGUCGUCCUGCUCACUGACCUAAAAGUGGGAGCUGAGCCUUUUAUUAGACUGUGAACUAACUGGCUCAAGAUUUCACCUCUAACGGCCAAAACAAGACCAUGGACCUCUUUCCCAGGGCAGCUUCACCACAAAUACCGACUUUGACUGUGUACAGCAACCAAGACAGCCGGAGACGGAAAGAUCUCACAAAUACAUGUCCCACUUCUGGACUCAGUCUAGUAGAAAUGUUCGCCUAUGGAUGAGUAGUAUAAAAAAAAAACGUAGUCUACGUACUGAAGACACCACAUAAACAGGACCGUUAGCAUCCUGGGGGCUAUUGUUCUACAGCCAUGUGGUGUCUGACAGCAAACCUAUAGCUCAUCUUCACCUUCCAAGCUGUGGAUGUUGGCAAACACCGGGAACUGCUGGUCAGAAGUCUUUGUACCGUCAAACAUUUUGAAGGCACCAUGACUACUCCUGCUGCUCUGACAGAACCCUGGGCCAUGUUCUGAUUUGCCCUCACUCGAGAAAGAAUUAAUCUUCUCAAAUCAUAUCGGGAGGUGAAACAUCUCUUGCCACUUUUCAGUGUCAUAACUCCACUUUAUUGUGAGUUCUGCCUCAGAAGACAGUGUUACAGGGGACUUAGUCUGGCUGUGACGGGCUAUAAAACGUCUGCUUAUAAGACGAUAGGUGUUUGCUGUGGGUUUAUAGCGUAUGACUGUCCUCUAAACCCCCCAGGUUCUCACCCAGCUUAUAGCGAGGCUUCAGCUCUUUGCGGCAGAUCCACAGAAACACAAUCAAGGCUUUUGCCUUUCAGCCACUCUGACUCAGAAAUAUCACUGCACCACUAGCAUGAGCUUCAGCUUCUGUAGCCUGAUUUUAAAUGCCACAGCAACCACAGGCCCAGCUACACAUCACAUCCAGACACAGACAGAAAUGUUCUGGGAGGGUGUUGGUUUGACUGCGUGAGACUCUAAUGAGGCCAAAAGUCCAUCUCCUGGGAUUUCAUGUUUGGAUGGAGGCACACUGGUUUCUGGACCGGAGUUUAAAUCCCAAUGCGGUCUGUCAGGGUCUAAUUUGGGAGAGGAGGAGACAGAGAGCUGGGGCAUGAAGAACCAGUCUGACAAAGCCAGCAUGAGAAACACAUCCUUUGCUCCAGUGUUUUAUGGGAUGAAAAUAAAAAGAAGUUGGUUCGGUGUUUAUCUGCGGCACCUUCACACGUCUACACAAACUGUACUGGACUCGCCAUUUUGGUUUUGGAAAGGACUGAAACAAAGACUCUGCUUCUUCGUCCCCCUUCACGAAUCGAACACUCCAGCCUGACUCCUGUAUCCCAGUGAGGUUAAAGACUAUCAGGAGCAUUUCACCCCAGAUUAAGGCCCACAUGAUGGGGUGAAGGAAAACCCCACUGGAUCUGGGAACUGCUUAACUUGUCAGCAGCUCGGCUUCAUUAACCACGAGCCCAGGUCCCUGCUCAGCCAAUUAAAACUUCAGCUAUGUCUGGAGGGGGUGUAGCCACCAGACGCCUUAGACUUCACCUCUGUAAAGCAUAAACUGCACUUCUGAUUUUCACGAUGAUGGCACAUCCUCCUGCAGACUGCAGAUUUCAUUUGUUAGUUUUGUACUGUUUACUGUUGAGUUUACACUUCGGCUGGAUUUAUACUGUUAGCUCGGAUUAGAUUUUCUUUUCCAUCCAGGUGGCACAUUAAUGGUUUCUAUCAUCAUUUGGCAUCACCCAUUUACAGUCUCCACUGUCAGCUAUUUACAUACAGAUAGUUUCUAAAAACAGAAAAAAUCCAUCUAAAGAUGUUAUGAUGAAGAUGCUGGUUGCUAAGGACAACUACUCAGAGUUCCUGUAAAGGUCCUGUGUAGGUCUGGAAAAGAAGUUACUGUCUUUCAAGAUGUGAUGAGUAAUAUUUUCACUGCCCCUUUACACUAAACUUAUGUAUGGGUUUGAAUUUUUUGGAUUAUUGAUCAGUAUUAACGACUCAGCAGUUGCGCUGAGGUUUUUAAUACGUACGUUAUUUCAGUUGAAAGACACUUGAUUAAAAUUGAUAAUUUACUCAGAACUUCUAAAAACUUGGAUUCAAAUAAUACUAAAUAUUUAUGAUUGACUAAACAUUCAGAGUUAAAGGUACCGUGUGGAGUUUUUGAUGACUAGUACAGAUAUAGAGGGAUAUUUCUUUACCUGUGGGUCCCAGUUUUGCUUGUUUUCACACACGUGCAUGUGAUUUCACGUGUACAAGUACAAGAAAAAGUGGUUUUCUACUUAUCUACAAGUGGCAGCGGUGACAAUAAAUGCAGGGAAGAGGAAGAGUGUUAGCAGGUAAACAUGGAUAUAAACAUAAUGCAGGAUGCACACAGUGUGUGUUCAUGAAUACCACUGAACGUAAACAGAAACUCCACGGGGCACCUUUAAGUUUGGGGAGAAAAACCAACAUUAUCAGUUAUUUUCCGGGAGUUUAAAGCUCAAAGACUCAGCUAAUCUGUUUUAUCAGGACUGUGUGGAUGUGGUUUUGUCAGAUCUGAUUAACAGUGGCCUGGUUGCACAGUAAAACAACACACCACCCGCUGCCACAGUUUGAUUCGACCAUUGUACAACUUUGAUUGGUGCAUGGAAAAAUAUGUAUCAACACAUUUCUUCAACCGGGCCCCGCCCACCUCCAACUCUGACAAAAACAACAAAAAAACAAAACAACAAAACAAAACAAAAGCAAAAACAAAAGCAAAAAAAAAAAAAAAAAAAAAAAAACAGAAAUCCCUCAACUGAAAUACCCCAAAACUGCUGAAAACUAAUUCACACUAAAAAACAGAUUCAGAAAAUGUGUUUUUAAGGCCUUUAAAAUAUUGUUUUGAUCAAACUAUGGGAAAAUUAUACUAGUUACAGAUUUUCUAUCCUCAGGAGUCAGUAUCUAGUGACUCAUUAUGUGUAAUACAGUCAACUAAAAAAACAAAAACAAACAAAAAACAAAUCUGCCACCACAAAAAUGGUCAUAGCUAAACCUGUGGGUAGAAGUUGUGUAGGAGCUGUGUGUGUCCACCGCUGCAGCAGAUGCUGCGUUCAUGUGUAUGUGUGAAAACAGAGCACACAGUUAAAAGUUAAGGGAUGUAACCAAGUGACAUUUGGAGGCUUGUUCUUAUUACGUGUUUUAAGUUUUACUCAAAUCACUUUUGUUGAGAAGGAUUUAAGGUACACACACACACACAGUGAGGAGAGUUAGGGUGUCACACUGCCCCCAGCAGGUGAUGGGAAGAACUGUGCCUCCUUUGCUGAUAUCACUUCUGUUGCCGUGUUAUUGUAUUACCUUUGGGUGAUGUUGUAUAACCACCGAUGACUCUCAUGUACGACCAUUGUUCUUUCUGCUUUCAGUGUUUUUAUCCUACUUUGCACAGAACAGAUUUUAUGGGCUGCUUCAGUGUCGAGCUGGGCUCACUUAAGAGUCAGUGUGGCUGAAUCUGGACAGACACACACACACACACACACUCAUGCUUUCGUGCCUUGUCCUGCUGCUGGAUGUCACUCGCCUACAGCUGCUCCAUUGGCAACACGCACCUGCUACCUUUGCAUUUUUUUUAGUCCCUCACAGACACAGACACACACACACACACAUGCACACACGUCUUCUAGCUGAGAGCUGUGCCUUCUGAGCUGUACACACACACACACACACACAGCUACAUGAAAACACACACUCUGCCUUUGGCUCGGGGUACAGGCGCCUCCCGCUCUUAACUUCUUACCGCUUUGUACAGUGACGUCGUUUUUUUAAAGACCUGUGUAGGCUAAAGGACAGGAUGUGCUGUGAAUUCUUAUUAGGUCACUUGCUACUUUUCUGAACAUGUAGUUGAUGCUUUUGAGGCAUUCCUGCUUUUCUAGACAAUGAGGAAGGACAUGAACAAGAUGGCCGACACGCAGAGGGUCAUCUGCUACAUUAAAGCUCACCGUACUACACAUACCUGUCCCCGCCUUUCCGGAUCUGACUUGAAGUACUCAGUGACUGUGGAACAACAGAUGGCGAAGAUGACAACGCAUCUAAAGGUUUAGACAUAUCAGUGCGCCGCGGUGUCAGCUGUCAUGGUCCUGUGUUAUUGAUGUUUGUUUCCCAAGAUGCUCCCUCCAGCUUCAAAAUGAAUGUGUAAAUUGUUUUGGAGGUAUCGUGGCUUUCAUCGUGACAUUUCCCAGGCUCUCUGGCAGCAGAGGAAAAACACAUUCCUCGUGUCUGCAGGAGGUAGAAAACUCUUAAUAGUCGACUCUGCCCCCAAACAGGCGAGAGACCCCGUUACAGCAUGGGAACUGUUAUCAACCUCCCCAGUUUCUCACAGUUGUAGACCAGAACAUUGUGAUCAGAUAGAAGGAGGAGGGUGCAGGGUGAUCCCUCUCUGCUGUGCUAGCCUAAAUUAGUUUUUUUCUCACUCCCCCACCCCACCUACAGCACAUGACACAGAUC